AUGUAUACCAGUUAUAAUAUUGAUUUUGAUAACUUAGAUGAUUUAGAAAUUAAGUGUGUUAAACAUGGUAUUUUAGUAAAUACUGAAUUUGCUUGUUUUAUCCGUAAAGAGUAUCUGGGUAGAGAUAAAUUUAAUUUUCUUAAACAUUAUGUUUCAAGAAUUAUUUGUUUUGAUCAAAUUAAAAAAGAAUCAGAAAUGAAAUUUUAUAAACCAUUUUAUUUGUGGAUAAAGCCGGUUCCUAAUUCUAAUACUUUUAAGCAUUUAUUGGAUAAUUAUAAUCAUUUAAAAUAUAAUGUAGGUAAAGCAUUAAUUAUGUAUGCAGAUGAUGAUAAUAAGUUUAAUAAAAUAUACUUUGAAUAUGAUUUUGAGCCAGAAUUAGAAUUAUUUAGAAGUGCAGCACUAUCAUGCAAUGAAGAAAUUUAUAAUGAUCAAUUACAAAAAGCUAAAAAAUUAGGAUACUUUUAUAUAUAUUUAGAUAUGGAAAAUGAAGUCGUCCUAGAAGAACCUAAGAAAAUUGAUUCUAACAAUGUUGAUAUUAAAAUGGAGUUUGAUGUAAAUAUAUAUGAAUUUUUAAAAGUAGAUUUUGUUACAAAUAAUAUAAAUUUACCAGAAUUUGAUUCUAGUAGAUUAGAUAUAUUCUCAGAAGACUAUGAAGAAUAUGAAAAUUAUACUAAUUUUUAA
Messenger RNA from Debaryomyces fabryi, 681 nucleotides. RefSeq lists its product as uncharacterized. The transcript has a single exon. Bases 1 to 681 code for a protein of 226 amino acids. The record is from RefSeq and is a predicted model, not a curated record. Lineage: Eukaryota; Fungi; Ascomycota; Pichiomycetes; Serinales; Debaryomycetaceae.